CCGAGUACUCCCAUCUCAACUGUGAUACACCAACCAUCAAAUAAUAAGCAGCUAUGUUGACAAAAUGGCUCUUCCAAAAACAAGACACCAUGAAGUAUGAGCAUCUUCACCAAAGGGACAGCAUUGAGCUGAGCCUAGAAUCUCACAAGACCGACUGCAAUACUGAAAUGGGGCACAAUCAAUUCAAUCCUCCCAGAAAGUCCUUUGCUUCGCGGAUCAAAAUACUCCUGCUCGUUUCCCUCGCGACCUUCGGCUUCGUUGACCUGGGAUUCAGAACAUAUACCUUGAUCCAAUCGCGAAGGACAGUCUCCUGCAAUUGCGGCGACACCAUAGUCGAGGCCCUCUCGAACAACUGCAAAUACGACUCUAUCGCUGCGGCGUGGCUACCUCCCGCUUGUCGAAACGACGAUCUCAUCGCCAAGUUCGAGAAAUCAGGCCCAAAUCCUGAUGGAAGCUGGCCAUAUUACGCAGACAAGAAUAAAACCAAGACGAUGACUCUUCACGAAGUCGCCAUGCUUCCCGAGACGGGAGGGCAUUUCUUCACCACGCAUCAUUGGCAUCUGGUUCAUUGUGCUUAUUAUUGGAAAAAGAUGUUUCUUGCUCCAGAAAAGGGGACGACCAUUGAACAUCGGUAUAAUAAUCUGGCACAUUUGGAUCACUGCGAGAUGAUGUUUUUGAAGAGGGAUCCGUUGGAUAAGAUCGUAACUGAGGCUGGGGUAGCGCUCCAUUCUGAUCGCACUGUGAUUGCCAAAGCUCAUGGGCACGAUCAUCAUGAUCAUGGAACUAUGAUGGGGAAGGAGACUUACUAGGGGGGUUCCAUUGAAUCCUGCAGGAGUUGCUCAGUCUCGAAUGAUUCGAAUGUCGACCGUAGAAGUUGUUCUCUUUUCCAUUUCUGUCUUGAACCAGCUAUUUUAGACAUCUACAAUCGACUCAGAUAUAGAAUUAGCUUGAUCGGCAGCUUAUACGAAAGUAUUACAGUAGGCUCUACCAAUGGGCAGCAGCUGAUCUACAGUUUUGAUAUAGCUCAGACGAUAUUUCCCAACCGCGUUGGAAAGGUAUUUUUGGUCACAUUUUUCAUUCCUGCUUUCUCAUACUAAUUACUUGGACGCUGGCGGGUUUUUGGGAAGAAGAAAAGAGAAAAGAAAGCGAUACAAUGAUCAUAUUGUCCGGGAUGUUGCUGAAGUCCAGAUUGAACUCCAUAUGGUCGUUCGAACACGAUUUGCCAUCCAUCCUCCGCCACAAACAGAUCUGCGCCAAAUUUACGGAACGCUUGCGAGCAGAUCUUUA
Molecule: messenger RNA, 1287 nt
Organism: Paecilomyces variotii
Lineage: Eukaryota; Fungi; Ascomycota; Eurotiomycetes; Eurotiales; Thermoascaceae
Exons: 1
Coding region: 54-809 (251 amino acids)
Source: RefSeq, a predicted model, not a curated record